This is a messenger RNA of Centruroides sculpturatus (bark scorpion), 2820 nucleotides long. RefSeq names its product syndecan-like. Gene Ontology annotation, cellular component: membrane; cell surface. The record is from RefSeq and is a predicted model, not a curated record. Gene Ontology annotation, biological process: cell migration. NCBI's taxonomy places the organism in Eukaryota, Metazoa, Arthropoda, Arachnida, Scorpiones, Buthidae. The transcript has 6 exons. The coding region runs from base 167 to 907 and encodes 246 amino acids.
GACGAGUGGAAAAUAGUUCCAGCACCAUUUCUGGCUUAUUCUUGAAUUGGUGAUGGUCAAGCGAAAUCAUUUUUAGAUUGUUUUUAAAGAAAAACAAAACAAAAAAAAAGACAAACAAGAUUAUUAAAAUUAAGUGUCUUCCGAUAUUAAUUAGGAUACGUUAGUAAUGUUGUAUAGACUAUCGAGUUUCCUGCUUUUAUUAGCUAUCUGGGAAUGUGCAAUUAUUAAGAUUAAUGCUGAAGCAAAAAAUGGAGAUAUGAUUUUUAUUGAUGAUCCUCAAGGGGAUCAAAUUGAAGGAAGUGCGAUAGAUGAUGAAUUUGCUGAUUUGGAUCAUUCAAAUGGGCGAGGAGUUGAUGAUGAAGAUACUCCAGGAUCUGGAUUUGGACCUGAAGAUAGUGAAUCUGGAUCAGGAGGAGAUAUAUUUGUUUCUCCCAAUGAUCGAAAACCAUCACUACCAGAGGGUCAACCAGUUACUUCCACAACUACCAUGAUGCCCACCACGCAGAAAACUGAUGGAAAAGAUCUUCAGCCACCAAUAAAGGUCCCUCCUCCAGAUGAUGAAAAUAGAGUACCAGAUACACAGGAUCCAGUUUUUCCUGAAACUUCUACAAAAUUUAAUGUGGGCAGCUCUCCUUCACCAAAUGACAAUAAUGAGAGAGAGAAUGAUAUUUUUAACAUGGGUCAUAAACAGUAUAGUAGAUCAUCAUCUUUCUUUGCACAGCCUGGAAUAUUGGCAGCUGUGAUAGGAGGUGCUGUUGUUGGUUUGUUAUGUGCUAUUCUUCUAGUAAUGUUCAUCGUUUAUCGAAUGAGGAAAAAGGAUGAAGGAAGUUAUGCCUUGGAUGAACCCAAAAGAUCCCCAACAGUGAAUUCCUACACACGUAACACCAACAAAGAGUUUUAUGCAUAAGUUUUAUUAUUUUAUCAUAUCUGUCCUUUGUAGACAUCAUGCUGCCAAGACCUUAUCAGCAGCAAUUUGGAACAACAGUAGUGUCUUCUUUUUACAAUGCUGGAACAUGGUAUUAUUUUAAACUAGAAGUGUAUUGCAGUUUAGUACAAGACUAUAAGCCAGAGAAAAACCUAGAAAGGGUUGUGUGUCAUUGUCAAAUAUUGUAUUGACACUUUUUAAGGAGGUAUCUGCUGUUGUUGUUAUUUGAUAUAUAUACUUGGCCACCUUUUCACUUAAUCAUGCCUUCCUAUAACUGUUGUGCUUCACCAAACUUUGAUAUUUAAAAAAAUAAAUAAAAUGAAAAAUCAAGUCAUCUGAUUUAUGGCAAAUAUGUAGUUCUUUGUAUAAAUAAACUGUUUUAAAAAUCACACAUUCCACCUUCUUAAAAUGCUGGUUUUCCCUCUUUCUUUCCAAAACUUGAAGUUAGUGUCAUCUGUAUAGGAAUAAAAAUGAAUUAAGUAAUUGUACAGAUUUUUUUUAUCACUAUCAUAACUUUGAACUGGUAUUGCAGUACCAGAAUAUAAUAUUGUCAAUAUUGUCUUGUGCAUGUUUAAAUAUGCUUCUGCCAAGAUAUAAUGUGAUGUAUUGUGAACAUAAUUUCCAAUUUAUCUAAUGUUUUAAGCACUUUUUAUACUUUUAUUCAGCUGAAUCUGCUGAUGAUCACAAGAAGCUUUCAAAUGAUAUAUGUUGAUUUUCUUGAGGAAAAAAAUAAUAUUAAUUUUGUGUUCUAUGUUAGGAUAAUAAUUCUUACCUCCAGAAAAAGAAUUAAAAGGUGGAUUGUCUCAGGUGUUAGUCUAGUUUUUGUACCUGUUGACAUUAGAUGUGUUGCUUGUGUAGUAGAUCUGUUUUUCUGACGCAUUUACCUAUCAUAAUUUCAUACAUCGUUACUUAAAAGCUAUCUUUUUUACUCUGUCAACAUUAGCACAAAAAUUUCUUGCUACAAAUAUAAAACUGCAAGAUAUUUUGUGGAAUUUCAGAAUUUUAUAUGUGCUACUUGAAUUCCAUUUGCAUGCACAAUUGCAUAGGCCUUUAAUUUCUAUUGCAUUACAACAAGUACACCCAAAAAUUUGGGAUGCAAUAUGAAAGAUGAAUGAAUUUUUUCCACAUUUUAUCUUGUUUAUACAAUAUAAAAAGUAAUUUGUUUAAUAAGUUUAUAAAAAGCUAUAGCAAUGUAUAUAGUUGUCGAUUUUAAAUAAAAAAAAAUUGUAAUGGGUAAUUGUGUUUAUUAUUAUUAUUAUUUUUUUUUCUUUUAAGUUAUUGAUUUCAUUUAAUAGUGAAAUAUUCCAUUUUAUUGUUAAUUUGUUUCAUGCAUUGACACAAUGAUAGUUCGCAUUAUGAUCUGCCAAAUGUAUCAUAUAUAUAUUAUAUGCAUGCAAUCUGUGCAGUCCAGUCCUGUAAACAUACAAAUUAUUACUUCUGAGGCAGAUCAAUCUUUUUUUUCUGUUGUUCAAAACUUCAAUGUUGUUGGAAAAUUUGUAAUUUCAGUACACACAUAGAAAGAUAAAGAAUGACUUGCUAAUUUGGUAAUGAUAAUUUUCCAAAACAAUUAACAAUAAAAGUUGUAAUAUAGUGUAACAAUUAUAAUUUUGAAAUUGCUAGUAUAUCUGAUGUUAAAAUUAUAUUAUUGUUGUAAUUUUCUUUUUCUGAAUGAAAUAAAAUAAAAUAGCUAAUGUAUGUAAAAAAUAAUAAUGUACUUACAAAUCAAUUAUAUAGAUAAACUGCUAAAAUUUGAAAAAUGUAGCUUUUUUUCCCCCUGUAUUACGUAUCAGAUGACAGAAUGCAGUCAUCUGUUUAGUAUAGAGAAAUUUUAAAAAGCAUGUAAAUUCUUUGAGAAAGUUGAAGAAAGUGGAAAUAAAGAGCAUUUUGAACACUUG